CAAGAUCAGCGCGCCAAGUUGUAAUUUUUUAGGAAAAUUCACAUGAUGGAUAUUGGUUUAAAUUAAUUUUAUAUGUAUUUGUAAAUAUUACUUUACCAAAAUUCAUUGUUACAUGUAAUGCUAGCUUACCUAUUACAAAUUCAACAAUGAUGGACUCGGCAGAAGUGGAGUUUUUGGCCGAGAAACAGCUAGUUACGGUCGUUCCGAAUUUCUCCCACGACGAGGUGUUCUUGAUCGGGGGGAGCGUGGGGCCUUUCAACGCUGGGCUCCCGGUGGAAGUGCCGCUGUGGAUGGCAGUCAACUUGAAACAACGGCAGAAGUGUAGAAUACAGCCGCCAGAUUGGAUGGAUAUUGAAAAACUUAAAGAUAAGAAGCAAGAAGAGAAGGACUCCCCAAUUUUCCAGCCAAUGAUGAAUCAACAUUACAUGGUGGUCACAAAACUCUUGCUUAGUCAUGCGACUGACGAUAUCCCGCAUGCAGAUGAAGUACACACACUAGUAAAGGACAUUUGGGACCUACGGAUGGCCAAGCUGAGACAGAGUGUGGACAAGUUUGUCAAGGAUCAAGAAACGCAUGCCAGGCUUGAUAACCUGUCGCUGAUGGAGAUCAACACAGUACGUCCCUUUUUGACGCAAGCUCUGGACCACAUGCACACAUUGAGGAUGAAUACACUCGUUGGUGGACCACCAAGUACACAAGACUGAAAAUACUCUAAAUUGAUUCCCAAAACUGCCUCUGAAUGCUGUAAAAUCCAUCGUGCGGUUUUAACCAAGUUUGAUGGAUGCAUUAUACAGCUGAACUAUUGAACUAUUAUGAGCCAAAUUCAAGUAUGCGGCAAUGCGACAACUUUGGUCGGCUGAGAUAGAUAGAUAAACUAUUGCCGUUUUGGCAUCAGGUGUGGCACCAUUGUGACGGAGUAAACUGGUAAUGACUAGUUGUAUUGCUGUUCAGGAUUUUUGUGGAUUAAGGAAAGUUCCUCACCUUACGAUAAGAGUUAAUCCAUUUCAAGCCCGAUAAAGCACAAGAGACUGAUCCAGAUGUGUGCUCUUCAGCAGCACGGAUUAAAUAGACACGAUUUGUACAUCACAGCUCAAUGGAAGAAAAAAUCAAAUCUUACAUUUUAUGGAGAUUGCACUGUCAAACUCCUAU
Messenger RNA from Asterias rubens (European starfish), 1149 nucleotides. Its product is annotated as DNA replication complex GINS protein PSF2-like. The record is from RefSeq and is a predicted model, not a curated record. Gene Ontology annotation, cellular component: nucleus; GINS complex. The transcript is spliced from 4 exons. The coding region runs from base 147 to 704 and encodes 185 amino acids. NCBI's taxonomy places the organism in Eukaryota, Metazoa, Echinodermata, Asteroidea, Forcipulatida, Asteriidae. Gene Ontology annotation, biological process: double-strand break repair via break-induced replication; DNA replication.